Molecule: messenger RNA, 1539 nt
Organism: Nicotiana tabacum (common tobacco)
Lineage: Eukaryota; Viridiplantae; Streptophyta; Magnoliopsida; Solanales; Solanaceae
Product: protein OSB2, chloroplastic-like
Biological process (GO): mitochondrial DNA replication; positive regulation of helicase activity
Cellular component (GO): mitochondrial nucleoid
Molecular function (GO): single-stranded DNA binding
Source: RefSeq, a predicted model, not a curated record
CAGUAUUGCCAGCAGAAAACCCUUCUGCUUCUUCCCAUAAAAUCAUUUCCAUCUUCAGAAAUUCACACAAAACCUAAUCACUAUAUGAAAAAUUCAGACUUUCUCUAAAACCCAAUUUCAACCAUGAAUUUCUUAACAAAAACAAUAGCAAAUAGGACCUUAUCCUCCUCUUCAUACCCCAAAAAAUGCCAACUUUUUCAAUCUUUUUCAAGAUUUGUCUCUAAAACAACCACCCCAAGAAAAUCCAAAAUCCCAAAACCCCAAGAACCCUCUUCAUCUUAUUCUCUCACCCCUCCAAAAAUUGAAACCAAUGAAGCUGAAAAUAUAUCUUCUUGGCCAAAGCCAAGUGAAAUCCCUUACCAAUCAAAAGUUGCAAAUUUUGUCAAUCUUGUUGGUUUUGUGCAAACCCCAAUUCAGUUUGAAACUUCCCCUGAUGGGAAUUACUGUGCUGGUACUAUUCUUGCUCAUGAGAGUAAUGAUAAUAAUAAUAGUAAUAAUAACUCUAUUUUAAUGAUUCCUGUUGUGUUUGUUGGUGAUUUAGCUCAUGUUGUGGCUUGUCAUGUAAAGGAAAAUGAUUCUGUUUAUGUUUCUGGGAAGUUUUCUAUGGAUCCAAUGCCUUGUGAAAUUAUGGAUAAAUAUAAGUUCUCUUUUCAUAUUGUUGCUGAAAAUGUUAACUUUGUUCAAGGUCUGAAACAAAUAGCUCCCCGAAAGGCGAGGGGACAGUUUGUUUAUCCGAAAAGUAGUACUAAGCAGCAGCAUUCUGAUAAUGAGAAAGAUAUUAGCUUGUCUACUUUGGAAAAUGAUGAUUCUGUUGUUAAUUCGGGUGGUGGGAGUAAGUCGGAGGGAGGUGAUGAAUGGAGGGACCUUAUCAAGAAUCCGAAACAAUGGUGGGAUUGUCGGAAGGCAAAGUUAGAUGGGAUUGUAAAAGCAAGGCACCCUGAUUUCAAGAAGAAGGAUAGUAGUAGUAUUGCAUUGUGGCUUGAGAAUGCGCCGAGGUGGGUACUUGAGGGAGUUGAAGGACUUGAAUUUGAUGUAUAUGUUCCGAAAUCUAAAGGAGUAGGAAAGGAGGUGGAUUCUUGGAAAGAUUUGUUGGAAAAUCCUGAUAAAUGGUGGGAUAAUAGAGCUACUAAGUUGAAUCAGAAAGCACCUGAUUUUAAGCACAAGAAUACUGGUAUUGGGCUUUGGGUCGAUAACUCACCAGAUUGGGUGUUGUCUCAGUUGCCACCAUUGAGAGAUCAACGUGCUGAAUAUAAGAUGAACCAGAGCUAAAACGUGUUGCGCAGCAACUCCACUUUAGGUAGAGUUUCCAUGUAAUCUUGAUGCUAUAACAUUAGACUUUGUGCAGUAUAGUCAAAUCCUGGCCACCUAAAAGUUUGAGAAGUGUUGAGGUGGAGGGAAGCGCAUUAUCGUUAUGCUUGUGAAGUACUUAUUAUCCCCUAUAGUGGUUCAUCUUAUAGCACUUUCUUAUGAUAGUUUUGUUAUCCGAUGCAUCUUUUAUUUAUGAUUUUGGUGAAUAUGAAGAUCUUGAUUUUAGUAUUU